Molecule: messenger RNA, 1580 nt
Organism: Amborella trichopoda
Lineage: Eukaryota; Viridiplantae; Streptophyta; Magnoliopsida; Amborellales; Amborellaceae
Product: arogenate dehydratase 2
Biological process (GO): L-phenylalanine biosynthetic process
Cellular component (GO): cytoplasm; chloroplast
Molecular function (GO): arogenate dehydratase activity; prephenate dehydratase activity
Source: RefSeq, a predicted model, not a curated record
AAAACGGAUGUGAUGCUUUGGGGAAGUACAUAUACUUAUGCGUUCCCCGACGUAUCAAACACUUGUAGAACGCGGGUUUCGAUCCGUGCCCAUGAACUCCUGUAUCUUCUGCUAAAUUAUGCAAUUCAACGCGCUAACCUCCUGCAGAAAACCUCUCCCUCUUCUCUGGCUUCUGCAAAUCGAAAGCCUUCUCUCUCUUGCUUCCAGUCUCUCUCUUCUGUGGCUUCUUCUGGACUAAAUCUCUUUUUCUGUUGCUUUCUCGAGGUACGAUCCACGCUUUGCAAUGGCGUCUUCAUCCGUAACCCUCAGCCGAUUUAUACCUUGCGCUGAUUCCAGCCCAAAGCUCUCAACUUUGAGCACCAGACCAGAAAACGCAAUCAGUCUCCCUUCUCGUAUCAGGCCCAAGGUGAGGAAAACCUCUGUAAUGGUAAUGACCUCCAUUCAUGGUGAUAAUCCUUUGGAAGACUCUUCCAAAACCAGAGCUCUAGACUUGCAGAGAUUGUUCGCUGAUGAACCUGCUCCAAAAGAAUCUGUUUCGUUGCCGAGGCCUCUUUCGGUGACUGAUUUGUCAGGGUCAGUCAAUCGAGGGUCUCGACUACGAGUAGCUUACCAGGGUGUUCCUGGUGCCUACAGCGAAGCUGCGGCUGCAAAAGCCUACCCCAAUUGUGAAGCCGUUCCUUGUGAACAGUUUGAAACUGCUUUUGGUGCUGUUGAACGAUGGCUUGUUGACAGAGCAGUUUUACCAAUUGAGAACUCGCUAGGAGGCAGCAUUCACCGCAAUUAUGACCUUUUGCUUCGCCAUAGACUGCACAUUGUUGGGGAAGUACAAUUUGCAGUUCGACACUGCUUACUGGCUGUCCCAGGUGUAAAAAUUGAGAAUCUUAAAAGAGUUCUUAGCCAUCCUCAAGCUCUUUCACAGUGUGAGAAUAAGCUAACGAAGUUGGGAGUUGUGAGGGAAGCUGUAGAUGACACUGCAGGUGCUGCACAUUUAGUUGCCACCCAUGAACUCCAAGAUGCCGGUGCUGUUGCUAGUGCUCGAGCUGCAGAAAUUUAUGGGUUGGACAUUCUUGCACAAGACAUCCAGGAUGACUCUGACAAUGUCACUCGAUUCCUGAUGCUUGCAAGAGAACCUAUAAUACCAGGUGUGGACAGGCCAUUCAAGACGAGCAUAGUUUUUUCCCUGGAGGAAGGAUCCGGGGUACUUUUCAAGGCACUCGCCGUCUUUGCUAUGAGGCAGAUUAACCUUACAAAGAUUGAAAGCCGACCGCGAAGAAAACACUCACUGCACAUUCCCAUUCCUGAAGAAUGCAGUAAUGGAUCUCCAAAGUACUUUGAUUACCUCUUUUAUGUCGAUUUUGAUGCUUCAAUGGCUGACGAGAGGGCACAAAAUGCGCUAAGGCAUCUCAGGGAGUUUGCGACAUUCCUUAGAGUUCUUGGAAGCUACCCCAAGGAUAUAAGUCAGGUGUAGCUGCUCAAACUCGGACAAUACGCGAGGUGGAUUAUAGUGUCAAUCAAAUCAGCCACUUGAAGAUGCAUAUGGAGAGAGAGAGAGAGAGAGAGAGAGAGAGAGAGAGAGAGAG